AGAAAUACAAACACCACACGAGUAAGAAAUUAUUAAUCGAGGAAUAAUGCAUAUUGAUGUCGCCGAUUUUACGGAAAUUCCUCUGAAAUAUGAAGACCAAGAUACUGCGUUCCAUUUCGUUUACGCCAAAGAAAACCAUUCUCGGUCAUCGAACAAGCUUAAACCGGCUGGUAAAACAUUAUUUGUGCUGAACGUUCCUCCAUAUGCAACGCCGGAAGCGCUUCGUACAGCGUUUAGCUCUGCUGGCGGAGUGGCUAACGUUAUCGUGCAAGAAAAGCCAUCGGAAGAAUCGGAUGGCAGUCCGGAAGAAGCAGGCAGAUUCAAAGUGGCUUAUGUAGUUUACGAGCAAGCUUCCUCCCUUAAAAAGCUGUUGAGAAAACGCCAACUAAAUGCAUUGAACGCGGAUGGUAAACUGCUGACAGGAGUCGACAAAUGGACUAAAGAGUACCAGGAGCGAAUUCCCGAUCCGGUCGAGAUGCAAAGGGAAAUCGAUAACUAUAUGGCCGGAUAUGACCGACAGGUGGCUGAGGAGAAGAUCCGACAACAAACAACGACAAAGGACGACGAAGGCUGGGUCACUGUUUCUAAGUCCAAUGCCAAUACAUUCACGCAGAAGGAAGUUGUGGUUGGCAAACUGGAGGAAAAGAUUAGCAAAGGUCGCCAGAAAAAGGAGCUGAAAAAUUUCUACACUUUCCAGAUUCGAGAAUCCAAAAAGGACGAUAUAAUCAGUUUAAGGAAAAAGUAUGAUAGGGAUCUAAAGAAGAUUCAGCAAAUUAAAAAAACCAAACGAUUCAAACCAUAUUGAAUACACGAUAUGAUAAUUCGACGGUAAUACAUGAUAUAUUAA
Molecule: messenger RNA, 847 nt
Organism: Sabethes cyaneus
Lineage: Eukaryota; Metazoa; Arthropoda; Insecta; Diptera; Culicidae
Product: ribosomal RNA-processing protein 7 homolog A
Exons: 2
Coding region: 47-805 (252 amino acids)
Biological process (GO): ribosomal small subunit assembly; rRNA processing
Cellular component (GO): CURI complex; UTP-C complex
Molecular function (GO): RNA binding
Source: RefSeq, a predicted model, not a curated record